GCCCCUGCCUGGGAGUGCGAGGGGGGCAGUCGCUGCUCUUGGGAAAAGGAGGAGCUGCGUCGUCGCCACGGGCGAGGUCGCAGCCGGCAGAGCCAGAAAGCCAGGGGCGGCCGUGCGGCUCGGGUCGGCGGGGGGCGAUGGAGGGGUCCCCCCGGGGAGACGGCGACCGGCUGUGCACCGCCGCCGCCCGCGGGGACCGCGAGGAGGUGCGGAAGCUGCUGGACGCAGGCGUGGAUCCCAACGCAACCAACUGCUUUGGGAGAACCCCGCUCCAGGUGAUGAUGCUGGGCAGCCCGCGGGUGGCCGAGCUGCUGCUGCAGCGCGGAGCAGACCCCAACCGCCCCGACCCGAGCACCGGCUGCCUCCCGGCUCACGACGCGGCCCGCGCCGGCUUUCUGGAGACGCUGGCGGCGCUGCACCGGGCCGGGGCUCGCCUCGACCAGCCCGACGGCCGCGGCCGCCUCCCGCUCGACGUGGCGGCGGGGGGCCCGCACGGAGCUGUGGGCCGCUACCUGCACCACCCGCCGCCCCUCCCGGGAGCCGGGAGGACCGCCGAGGGGGCUGCGCGCUGACCCACCCUCGGCCGCCCCCGCCGGCACCCUGUCCCCUCGCCGCCUGCGCCCAUCUCCGCCGCGAGUAUCCCCGCCGCAGAGUCACCCAGAGAGCGAUCGCGGUUGGAGGCGCUACCGGUGUCCGACUGCUGGGAAGACUCUUCCUCUGUCCCGCUGCCCGGGGCUCCUCCCGCACGCCCCGGGCACCCCGUGUCCUGCUUCUGCGAGAAGACACGUGCUGCUCAAUUUCCUGAGAAAAAAAGGAAAGAACCAAAACACUGCCAAGGCUAGCGCUCCUGCUCUCCCUCUCAGGCUCCCCGACGGGCAGAGCACAAACAGCAAAUGGUUCUCCUAUGCUUCGGGGGAGUGAGGGGGCGAUGGAAAAAUCUGCCGUUUCCCCUCUCCAUUUUUUUGUUGGAGAAAUGAGAAUGCUGUGUUUCCCUUACCGGCUUGCUCACCGCCCUGCAAGGCUUUGCAUUGUAGAGAUACCUUGAAGUUCUUUUACGUUGUAGUGCUCUGAAAUAGUGAACACUUCAGCCAUUCCCUUUACAAAAGUUUUCAAUCUAUAAAUCUUCUCCCCUCAUCAGCCCACUUAACUUAGAAUUUUAAUAUUAGUAUAUAACGUUGAUUGAAUGUUAAAAUAUUUAAUACUGAUAGACAUCACGAUUUGAGAACUACCACAAAUAUUUUGUACAGUUGCAUUUGGAGAAGCCAUCCAUGUGAAAAACCAAUUAGUGAUCGCUUCGUUACUGUGUGUUUUUGCAUUUGGAGGUAUCCCAUUCAUUCAGAAGAUUUGGGCAACGAGCUUCUUAAUUUUAAGACAGUUUUCUGUGUCUCUAAACUAGAUAUUUGGAAAAAACAACAAAUGACCGAGUUUGGUUAUAAAUCUGCAUCUUUUCACACUUUUCGUUUUCUGUUUUUCUUAUGGAAUUUCCAUUGCCUACCCAAUGUUUGUACCACUUGCGUGCAACAAAAUACCUGUUAUUAUUCAAUAUCAAAACACGAGAUUGGCUUAAAAAACUUCAUUCAUAGUGUUCAGCUAUUAAAUGGUUCUGCAUG
Molecule: messenger RNA, 1610 nt
Organism: Corapipo altera (White-ruffed manakin)
Lineage: Eukaryota; Metazoa; Chordata; Aves; Passeriformes; Pipridae
Product: cyclin-dependent kinase 4 inhibitor B-like
Exons: 2
Coding region: 138-572 (144 amino acids)
Biological process (GO): regulation of cyclin-dependent protein serine/threonine kinase activity; negative regulation of cell population proliferation
Cellular component (GO): nucleus
Molecular function (GO): protein kinase binding; cyclin-dependent protein serine/threonine kinase inhibitor activity
Source: RefSeq, a predicted model, not a curated record